Molecule: messenger RNA, 1382 nt
Organism: Triticum aestivum (bread wheat)
Lineage: Eukaryota; Viridiplantae; Streptophyta; Magnoliopsida; Poales; Poaceae
Product: nuclear poly(A) polymerase 4
Exons: 9
Coding region: 271-867 (198 amino acids)
Cellular component (GO): nucleus
Molecular function (GO): poly(A) RNA polymerase activity
Source: RefSeq, a predicted model, not a curated record
CCUUCGACGGACCUCCACAGCACGCAGGAAUUGGAGCAGGCCGCUAGGCAAGAAGAGGUGUUGGGGAAGCUUGACAAGAUUGUGAAAGAGUGGGUGAAGGAGUUGGCUAUUCAGAGAGGCCAAAUCGACGCAAAUGCCGUGCUUUUCACCUUCGGGUCAUACCAUCUAGGGGUUGAUGAACCUGGGGCUGACAUAGAUACUUUAUGUGUUGGACCAAAGUAUGUGAACCGUGAGGAUUUCUUUACUAUACUAUGUGGAAUACUGGCACAAAUGGAAGAAGUGUCUGAACUGCAACCUCUCCCUGAUGCACAUUUCCCUGCUAUGAAAUUUAAGCUCCACGGAAUAUCAAUUAACCUUCUUUAUGCCAAUGUUUCUCUUGCAGUAGUGCCAUCGGAUCUGGAUAUCUCUCAAAAUUCAGUGCUUUAUGGCGUUGAUGAAGUAAAUCUCCUCAGUCUUAGCGAGUGCAGAGUGGCAGACCAAAUUCUUGAUCUUGUUCCAAAUAUCGAGAACUUCCGAACAACUUUAAGGUGUGUGAAGUACUGGGCGAAAAGAAGAGGUGUUUGCGUUAAUGCCCCUGGUUAUCUCAGAGAGGUCGAUUGCGCUGUGAUGGUUGCGCGUAUCUGCCAGGCCUACCCUAAUGCUGCGCCGAGCACGCUGGUCACGAUGUUCUUUAGCAUCUUCGGCGAGUGGUACUGGCCGAACCCGGUGAUGCUCUGCUCCAUUCAUGAAGAUUGGGAGCUUGGUUUUCCCGUUGGGAUGCACGCUUCAACGGUGAAGACCGGUCGCAUGUCAUGCCCAUCAUUACCCCGGCGUACCCGUGCAGAAACUCGACCGUGCAUGUUUCGGCAACCACGCUGGGGGUCAUGAAGGAGCAGUUCCAGAUUGGGAAUGAAGUCUGCCAGGAAAUCGAGAUGAAGCAGGCUGACUGGGCUGAUCUUUUUGAGCCGCUCGGUGAUCCCCCCAGCAGUGAAACGGCCGUUUCGUGCUGAUAAACCAUGGCCGUUGACAAAAGAAUCCUAAAUUUUGUUAAUGGUUUGCAAGUAUCUAGGAAACUACUAAACAACACCAUGCCGUGGACACCAGAAUCCUAAAUUCAGUUAAUGUUUUGCAAGUAUUUCUGAAGCUAAACAAGACCUUACUGUGUGGGUGCAUACCUUGUUUUGCUUAGUCUGAGAGCAGAAUUAGAUUAUCCUGGAAGUAGCUUCUCUGAUUAUUCAGAAAUACUUGACCUGCCAGUUAUGUCAUUUGGUUACCGUGAUGUUCAGCUGAUGCUAGUUGAACUGAACUUCGAUGAUCUCCUCAAGAGGGUUGCGCUGUGAUGAACCAGCGGAUGUGCAAUUACUGUGGACCGUCAUGCUUAUCAAUACAACUAUUUAAAUCAA